Molecule: messenger RNA, 534 nt
Organism: Fibroporia radiculosa
Lineage: Eukaryota; Fungi; Basidiomycota; Agaricomycetes; Polyporales; Fibroporiaceae
Exons: 2
Coding region: 1-534 (177 amino acids)
Source: RefSeq, a predicted model, not a curated record
AUGAUCCACAACGCCGACCUCGUAGCAGCCGACUGCUCGCCGAACAACAAAUUUGAGAUACCCUUGGUCCGUGAUUCGGAACCUUCUCCUGCGCAGCCUCUUUCCAAGGAAGACCACUACAUCAUCACCGCCGCCCCCCCUAUUCGACGCGAUUACACAUUGCGUCUUGGCCUUCACUCUGACCGGCGGGAUGAGUAUGGAGGCCGUCUCGAGUCUAUAGAGAGUCAUGCUACCGAACAAUGCUUGACUCAUACGCCCAGUAAUGCCUUGCAGCUCGACCUGGGCCUUGGCACGCACUCGUACAUUGAGCGCAAGACGCAAGUUGACAUAAAUUCUACGAUUUCACUUGGCUCGCCCGCACAAGUAGUUGUCACUUCUUUUGUGCCUCUCGAGGCCCUGGAUGAGUUGAACGUGCUCGUGAAUCUGGAACCGCCCCCUCCUCAUAUCGCAACGCUUGCGCCUCUUUUACAACCUGCACGUCUUCCCUCUGUCCCAUCUUCGCCAUGUCUCUCGAACAUCGAUGCAAUCGUCUAG